Messenger RNA from Anolis sagrei ordinatus, 2085 nucleotides. RefSeq names its product hydroxyacid oxidase 2 (gene HAO2). The record is from RefSeq and is a predicted model, not a curated record. Gene Ontology annotation, cellular component: peroxisome. Lineage: Eukaryota; Metazoa; Chordata; Lepidosauria; Squamata; Anolidae. Gene Ontology annotation, molecular function: FMN binding; oxidoreductase activity. Gene Ontology annotation, biological process: fatty acid alpha-oxidation.
UUAAUCUUUUGUAGUGACUGAUUAUGUCAACGUUUUCCCCAAAUUCAUGGUGAAGCAAAGUGUUGUAACUAGUGCUGCUUGGUCUUCAUCUCUAGAAGCGUUUCUUUGCUUGGGAAUGGCUCUGGUGUGUUUGUCAGACUUUGAAGCUUAUGCUAAAAAGCAUCUUUCCAAGGCAGUUUGGGAUUUUGUGGCUGGUGGUGCAGAUGAAUGUUGGACCCGGGAUAACAACCUUAUGGCAUAUAAGAGAAUCUAUUUACGGCCACGUUUGCUGCGAGAUGUAUCAGCUGUGGACACAAAGACCACUAUUCUUGGUACUGAGAUCAGCUUCCCAGUAGGGAUUGCCCCCACUGGAUUCCAUAAGUUGUUUUGCCCUGAUGGAGAGCAGAGCACAGCAAGAGCAGGUGCAGCCAUGAAUAUCUGCUACAUUCCCAGCACUUAUUCCACAUGCUCUGUGGAAGAAAUUGCUGCGGCCGCCCCUGCUGGUGUCCGCUGGUUCCAGCUCUACAUCCACCGGAGGAGAGACCUCUCUGAGCAGCUAGUGCGGCGGAUGGAAGCCUCGGGGUUCCAGGCCCUGGUGGUCACGGCUGAUCUGCCAUUCGCUGGCAAGAGGCGGGAUGACAUCCGAAACAGUUUGCAGUUCUUGUCUUCUAUGACACUCAAGAACUUUGAAGGAGCCUUUGAGGAAAAUGAUUAUUCAGAGUAUGGGCUGCCCCGGGACUCCAUAGACCCCUCUGUCAGCUGGAAGGAUAUCGCUUGGUUAAAGAGCUUGACACGUCUGCCUCUCAUCAUCAAGGGGAUUCUGACAAAGGAAGAUGCAGAACUAGCAGUGAGACACGGAGUUCAAGGGAUUAUUGUGUCCAACCAUGGAGGAAGACAGCUGGAUGGGGUACAUGCAACGAUUGAUGCUCUAGCUGAAGUUGUAGCAGCCGUGCAAGGAAAAGUUGAAGUUUACCUGGACGGUGGGAUACGAACAGGAAGUGAUGUACUGAAAGCAUUAGCAAUUGGGGCGAAAUGUGUCUUCAUCGGAAGGCCUGCCAUUUGGGGUCUGGCUUAUAAGGGUGAAGAAGGAUUGCUACAAGUUUUGAAGAUUUUAAAAGAUGAAUUUUCCAUGUCAAUGGCCCUGGCUGGUUGCAGAAAUGUUUCAGAAAUUGACCAGCGUCUUGUUCAGUACUCCAGAUUGUAAAUGAUGUUCCUGCAGUGCUCAGCCAACAGAAAAGAUCUAGCACUACGAAGUCCUCCAGUGAUUGGGAAGAAUAAAGACUAGCCAGUAUGUCAGAACACAUCCUGUCAUUCCAUCCUGUCCUGUUCAAUAUGUGGGACAAAGCAGACUGUUUAAUUGUGAGUGGUUAAAUGGAUUUAUUGUCGAAGUCUUUCAUGGCCAGAAUCACUAGGUUGUUGUGAGUUUUCUGGGCUGUAUGACCAUGUUUCAGAAGCAUUCUCUCCUGAUAUUUCACCUGAAUCUGUGGCAGGCAUCCUCAGGGGUUGUCUGGAGAGACGUCAGGAGAGAAUGCUUCUGGAACAUGGCCACACAGCCCGGGAAAACUCACAACAACUCGGUUAAAUGGAUUGUUCAGGACAUCUAUUUGCAGCAAGCUGCAAGAAAUCAUGAGUAACACAUAGUGUGACAAAUUAUCUCAGCAACCUUUUUGGUGAUGACACUGCUCUGUGCCUCUUCAACUCCAGGGAGAGAGUGCUGGAAUCACAAGGUUUUACCAGUGUGGCAAAGGGAACAGUGAUACAUUUUAUGUAUUAUCAGAAGUUUACAAGAUCAGUGACAUUUUAAAUCAAGUCCUGAAUUACCAUCGCAUCAAGCACCUGGACAUUACCAUAUUCUCAAGAUUGGCAAAUGGAAAAAACAAUUUCUAUGCAACUUUGCCCAUGUCAAUGUACAGGCGAAAACCCUAAUUGGUUGUUUCCAUCAACCCUAGCAAGACCAGCUGUUAAACUGUUUAUUUCCCAGCCAGUUGUGAAUGCAAUGCAAAAAUCAGAAUAUAUAUUUAAAAUGGAAUAAUGAAAACUCAAAGCUGUUGUGCACUGUUAAAGCAUCUUAAUUUUUAAUGUGUUCUGAAUAAAUGAAUAUGUGAA